Oryza sativa Japonica Group (Japanese rice) is the source of this 1938-nucleotide messenger RNA. The record is from RefSeq and is a predicted model, not a curated record. Lineage: Eukaryota; Viridiplantae; Streptophyta; Magnoliopsida; Poales; Poaceae.
AUGGAAGUUUUGGGUAAACUUACCAAACUUGAAUACUUGAAUCUGUCAUCAGAAUCUUCUGAUAUCGAAAGACUACCUGAAGCUUUGUGUAGCUUCAACUAUCUUAAAUAUUUAAACUUAUCAGGUUUCAAGAAAUUAGAAAAACUACCAACGUCAUUUGGAAAUCUCAAUAGUUUGAUGCAUUUUGAUUUAUCACAUUGUCUUCAGGUUAAGGGUAUACCAGAAGCCUUGGGUGGACUUACCAACCUCCAAGUUCUAAAUUUAUCACAUUGCUACAACAUUUUCGAAAAUGACGUGUAUAUUAGAAGGAAGGUAGAAGCCAUUGGUAAUCUCAAGAAACUCCAGUAUUUGAACUUAUCGGACUUGCUUAAUAAAAAGUGUCAUGACAAAUCAACAUAUGUCAGUUUCUUCGAGUGUAUUAAUACCCUUUCGAACCUUGAGCACCUUGAUUUGUCUCACAACGAAUAUCUUAGGAGUUUACCUGACUGUUUUGGUAGCCUCAAAAGGCUACAUACACUAGAUGUCUCAGGCUGCAGCUUUCUGGACAAGAUACCACCAAGCAUCCAUAACAUUGAUAACCUGAAGUUUCUGCAUGCAGAUACUCGCAUUUAUUUGGGGAAGUCCAUGUUUUGUCUAUUGAACGAAAGUUCAGUCUCAUUGCCGCACUUUGUGGUCCAAGCAAAUGCCAAUGGCUCUGGCAGCAACCUUGUUCUGCUUCAGGAUGUAAAUCCACCUAAGUUGGAGAUAAGCAGUCUUGAAAAUGUGAGGUCCAUCAAUGAGGUCCAGAUAAUAAAACUUUUGGAAAAGCAAAGAAUAGAAGAGUUGAAACUUGAGUGGGCCAAAGAUGCUGUGAGGUUUGUGGAGGAUAUUGAAUUGCUAGGAGAGAUUAUUCCACCAACAAAUUUAAUGGAGUUUGAGAUACAUGGUUAUAACUGCACCAAGUUUCCAGCAUGGCUAAUGGGCAUUGCUCCUUAUCUCCCUAAUCUUGUUCGUCUUACCAUGAUGGAUAUGCCCUGCUGCAUCAGCCUACCACCACUUGGUCAAUUACCUAAUUUGAAAGAGUUAACUCUUGAAAAAAUGAAGAGCGUCACAAAAAUUGAUGGGGACUUCUGCGGUGGCCGAAGGCCCUUUCCUCGACUGAAGAAAUUUGUCAUGCGUGAUAUGGAAAGCCUGCAAGUGUGGAACACAAUAUACUGCAGUGGUGUGGAUGGUGUGAGCGAGUUUAUGUUCCCUAUACUUCCUGAGUUGAGCAUAUUUCGGUGCACCAAGCUGAGACUUACACCAUGCCCACUAAGAGCCGAGAAAUGGAACAUUUGGGGAAGUGAUGGUGUCAUAUCCUCAUGGGAAGAAAGUGCGGCAGAUAUCAUCGCAUCCUGCUCCUCUCCUCUAGUGACUACUUUGAGUAUCAACUGCAAGGUUUCUCUUCAUGAGUGGAGGUUGCUUCACCACCUCCCGGACCUCAAAGGCUUAAUUAUCAAUGAUUGCAAUGAUUGGACUAUCUCAGCAGAGAUCAUCAGAGCCCUCUCCUCUCUAGAAUCAUUGACUCUGGAGCGAUGGUAUAACCAGGCCCAGCUGCCAAAUUGGUUGGGUCAGCUCGUGUCUCUUAAGGAAUUGAAAAUAAACAGGUUCGAGAUGAACGAAUCACAGGAGGACAUCAAACAUCUCAUGUCGCUACAGAAACUAUGUCUGCAUAGAUGUACAAGCAUGACAAAGCUACCAAAAUGGGUGGGAGACCUCGUCUCUCUCCAAAAAUUGGAGAUCUUGUCCUGCCCAGACCUGAAGUAUUUGCCAGAGAGCAUGGGGUGCCUCACCUCUCUCAAGAAACUUAAUAUCAGCUUUUGCGAUGACAUUGAGUCCUUGCCUGAGGGUAUAGAAAAACUCUGUAAGCUUGAAUAUAUAUCAAUGUCAGGCUGCCCUAAAUUGGUUCCAAUUAGAUGA